Molecule: messenger RNA, 1826 nt
Organism: Coccidioides posadasii C735 delta SOWgp
Lineage: Eukaryota; Fungi; Ascomycota; Eurotiomycetes; Onygenales; Onygenaceae
Biological process (GO): protein secretion; Golgi organization
Cellular component (GO): Golgi apparatus
Source: RefSeq, a predicted model, not a curated record
CCGGGAGUUUAACUGUCCCUCGUCUGCUCUCGUUCUUUGGCUUUUUUGCGACAACGAGUUGGCUUCUGGGACUGUUUUGACGCUUUGACGACAGAUAGAAAGGAGCUGAGGAUAGCUAUAUACGUACAUCACCGGUAACCCAGCCGUCGUGAAGAGUCUUGAGAGUCACGAGGCCGCUCUGCCUGCUCUGCCAACCUCAGUAAUAUCGAUUGACUGAUCGGUUGUUCUCCUAUGUGACUUUUUUUCUCCUUUGCGAAUUCUUGCCCGGGAUUGCUUUUCCUAGAACAACUAGAGAGGCAUCAUUGUCAGUGUCUAUAGACUUGCGCAGAACCUAUUCUUUCUUGAAAGGACUUUGAAGGCAUCCGUCGCUCAAUUCUCAUCGAGUGUCCGGAACUUCUGUCAAAAGGAUAAUAUCUUCUUUUUUUAUUUGAGAGACUUCUUUUUAUUUACAAUUUAUCUCCCUUUCCCCCUCCCCCUCCCCCCAAGAGGAUAUCAUUCUGAGCUGCCAUCAUGUGCAUAGCUCUCAUCUCCACCGCCCACCCGGACUACCCUCUAAUCCUAAUCGACAAUCGAGAUGAGUUCCUUCGCCGCCCAACAGCCGCCGCAGCCUGGUGGCCAGAGCCACACUCCUACGUGCUCGGCUCCCGGGACAUGGCACGCGCCGCCCACGGGACUUGGCUGGGCGUCACCCGGCAAGGCCGCAUCGCCGUCCUAACAAACUAUAAAGAGGCCUCCAGCCAGGCCGUGGGACAGCUGAGUCGUGGCGAGAUCAUCAACUCCUUCCUGGAGCUGCCACCCGACGGCUCCGUGAGCACUGAGGAGUACGUCGAGCGGCUGAUCGCGGGCGGAGAGGCGCAGUUGGCCGGUGGGUUUAGCCUGGCAUGCGGCAGCAUCCAGGGCCCGUUGGCGGUCGUGUCGAAUCGGGUAUGUGCGAAAGAUGGAGUGGCGUGGAUCGCGAAGGAGAAAGGGGAGACGGUUGUGUUGAGUAAUACGGCGUUUGGGGAUUGCUCGUGGGCGAAGAUCAGGAAUGGAGAGCGGUUGAUGAAGGAGGCACUACACACGAGUUAUAAGAUGGGGGAGAGCGAGGAUCAGCUUGUGCAGAGGCUGCUGGGGCUGUUGAGCACAGAUACACUGCCGAGGUUGAAGGAAGGGGCGGAUGUCGAGACGUAUAUCGAUCUGUUGUGUGAGAGUAUCUUUAUCCCUGUGAUUGGAGAGGAAGAGGAGGAUAUGAGGGAGGAAGCGGAGAUCUGUGCGUCAAAUAUUCAUGAGAAGGCGGAGGUUAUGGGCAACGCAUCAGAAAAUCAUAUGCGGUAUAUGAAAGGCCUGUACGGGACGCAGAAGCAAACGGUAGUUCUAGUGCAUCAUUCGGGGAGGGUCAAAUUCUUUGAGCGAACGCUUUAUGAUGACGAUGCGAAGCCGGUUCCGAUCGGGAAGGGUGACCGGACGUUUGAGUUCAUCGCUGAGGAAUAUGGAGCGCAAUCGUGAUAUACGAAUUUCCUCAGAGCCUCAAAAUGGUUGCUUCUCUGGCGUUUAUGGCCUUUGAUAUCUCUAUCGCCCGACGCAAUUUUCAUGGCUGUCCUCGGCCUCAAACCCGUUGACGAGUAACUCAGUCACCUCUCCGGACAUCCUGUUUCCUAUCGAUACCUUCCUCGCGGAAAUAACCUACAUAUUCCCUUUCUUCGCUGGCUAUUUCGCGUCUCUCUCUCUCUCUUCCCCCUUUCCAUUUCCCUUCGCUGAAGCCGCGACUUCUCAACAAUCGAAACUCCUACAUAUUUAGUCUUCCCGGACUACCUACUUAGCUUAAUGAUGUUUUAUGAUCGAAUCAC